AUGUCGGCCGAAUUUCACGACUCUGCGAUCGAGCAAAUUCGGGUCAUUAUAACGCGUCUGCAAUCUCCUGUACCAGAUGCGACGACCCUCUAUCAGCUCCUUGCCGCCCCUCUCGCGUAUCUGAACCUCCUUCCGCCAAAAUUCAGAGGAUACAACGAAUCUCCUCUCAUCGCAGGUUCCUUUAUCAUAUCGCGCCACCUUCCUCCUUUGCAGCGCGCUCUACUCGAACAUGUUCUCCCAACGUGGGAGGCAUCACUCGUAGAGGGGGACACUUGGGCCCUCGCCGAACAGUAUUUCUGUCCUGAUUCCAUUUCCUUUGCGUCGUCCGCAGCCGGCCAGGUCGCGGUCCAUGCGUACUCAAGUAUUCUUUCUCUACCUUUCACAGAUGUAUCACUUCGCUUGCUGGACAAACUCAGCCGAUCAUAUCCCAUAGAUGUGUUGCACUCGGUGGUAUAUUCUAUUGAUGGUAGGAAGGGAUCGUCUGGCAAGCAGAUCAUUACUUGGGAGGACUGCGUCCGAAAUGUUGCGGCCAUCCCGGCCAAGGCCUCUAACAUGAUGGGAGGAGGGACUGUGAUCCCGUCGUCUCUUGAGCAGGGAACUUACCUCAAAAAUCUCAGUGUACGAUGCGAGUGCCUGAUAUAUGCAUUGUCUCGGAGUCCAUCUCGAGAAUAUGUUUCAUCUAUCGUCUAUCUUCUCACUAAGCUAGUCAACAUCGGCCUUUUCACCCAUUCGCGGCUUGCAUCUCUGUCACAGCCUGCAUUCUUUGAGGUCACAUUGCCUGUUGUUCGGACACGACUGUCUUAUCCAGAUGAAUCGUAUGCAGAAUUUUGGCAACAAAUCAUAUUAUCUCUCCCGUCUUACCAGACACGCCACUCCAUAAUACUAUCUCUUUUAUCAUCGUUAGCGGAAAUAUCUCCGUCCCUUGAUACUUCAACAUCUGCUCGCUCGCUCGUAAAACGCGAAGCGCAGCUUUUAAAGGGCUUGCUGGGACGAUUGGAUACUGAUAAUGGUGAGGUAUUAGAUGCCUUCAGUGCCAUAGCCCUAGGUCGAGAGUGGAGCGAAGGUCGCGCACGAAUCUUUGCAUGUUGGGCCGCCGGGGCUGAGAGCAGUACAGCAGACAUCGAAGGGUUAGAGUCGGUGCUGUCCAGGGUGGUUGACAUGUGGACCAGUCCGGAGCAUAUCAAGCAUUCUCUCCUCUCGCGGCACCAUUAUAUCACGGCUCUCCUCCUGCUGACACUGAAUUCCUUCCGGCCGAUAGAAAGUCGACAUUGCCAAAAAUUAGCUCUCUCACCGCCAUUCAUCACCUCUAUCUCCACGUAUAUCUCCCACCUCGAUCCCUCUGUCCGCCGCUGCGGAAUGCUCGUAGGGGAGGAAGUAGCAAGUGGAGCCGGCAAAAAGCUGGACUUCGGUGAUUGGGACGGCGAGGAUCAGGGAAAAGUCUGGUGUCGCCAGCUUAGACUGCUAAUUUCAGAACGCGAUGCAGACGCAGAAACUAUCAGCUUCGAGUCCGACGCAAAGGGCGCCACGCCAGAUCAAAAUACGAGUGAUGAGCACGAUGCUGCAGAUCAGGCCCCAGUGCACUCCGGAACGUCCGGUCAUCCGCCGAGACUAGCAGUUAUGGAGGAUGUACAAUACGACUCAGACGAUUCCCUCACGGGCUAUGCCUCUACACCGUCGUCAUCCCGGUCUUCCUCGCCUACCCCUUCUGAACUUGCCGAGAUAGAGAAGGAUCCGACUCUGCGCGUUGGACAAAAGAAAAUUCCGCGCCCAGUAUAUCUCGCUCAGCUCGGGCAAUUGGUUCGUAGUACAUCGGGUCUGCGAACAGAAGGAGAAGAAAUGCAGGUCGAAAAGAUCGAGAUGGCACUUGAAGUGGCUGAGGAGCUGAUCCGUAGGAAGCGAGCCUAUGGUAGCGAACUUGAAGAGAAUGCUAUCAACCUUGUUCACGGAUUCAUCGGUCUCCAAGACAAUUACGAGAUUGCCGACUUCGACGAGAGGCGACAGGCAGCAUUGAAUGCGUUGGUGGCCUGUUGCCCGCGUAAAGCAGCUCCGACUCUUAUCGAGGAAUUCUUCAGAAACCAAUACUCGACAACUCAACGUUACGUGAUGUUAAAUGCUCUCGCGGUGGGUACAGGCGAGCUUGCCUCAAUCUCAUUUGGGACAUCCUCUACGGCACGACCCCUACCAGCGAACCGGAUAAGCUUCCCCAGCAGACAGCUUCCCCCCGCUCAACACAAAAAAUAUAUAACUGGCGGGGACCACACCAAUGCACACAACCCUGUGCAAAAGUUCCUCGAAGAUAUCAGUCGCGACGCACUCGACAAGGGACAAGAAGCCACCGCCGACAAGGUACCACAGUUCGUGCGCGAACGUCAGCUUCGCAUCCGGCAGCCUGCCAAAGUGACCGAGGUGAAACCCAGCGGCUCUGCGCUCACUCGGCUGGGAACGCAAGCUCAGCCUAAAUCCACGACAUUUACCGAGGUCGCGGCAGAGUUCUUCAUAUGCCCCCUGAUCAAUCGCUUCUGGUUGUUCCUCCGAGACGAACAAACGCGCGAGGAGCGCACCAUGCGCCAGCCCGCCCUCCAUCAGUACAAAGGCGCGGGGACAGGUCUCAUCCUCAAUGCUGUGGUGCUGUCGCGAUUCUUAAGUACGCUUACGGUAUUGGUCCAUGCGGCAAGAAACGCACGAGAAUGGCUUGCGAUCGUCGCUCCGGAUUCGCUGGAAUUGGCGGUGACCAUUGGUACUCGUCCGGUCUCAAUGGCUGAGGGUGAAGACGAAGAUGAAGACGAAGACACCGAGAGCUCACCUGAAAAAAGCAGCAAUGCGGGGACGAGACGGAGGGGAAAAGAGGCGGCUGUGCUGACUGCUGCGCUUGAGCUGGCAUUGAUCGUGCUGGACGGAUGCUUGGAUCUUGAUGGGGGACGUUCUCUUGGACUGGAACAUACUGCACUGUUGCUCGGUGCUGGACAGUGGGCCGGAGAGGUGUUCUCGAGAUUGGACAAGGGUUCCCGGGUGCUCGGAGAAGGUGGAAUACACGAGGUUAAGCUGAGGAGAGCGGCAGCUGGUGUUGUGCUCAAGGUUGAUGAGUUGACCUCGAAAUGGAGGCGGUCUAUGGUUGAUGUAGGGUCAUUCUAA
Molecule: messenger RNA, 3132 nt
Organism: Fibroporia radiculosa
Lineage: Eukaryota; Fungi; Basidiomycota; Agaricomycetes; Polyporales; Fibroporiaceae
Exons: 6
Coding region: 1-3132 (1043 amino acids)
Biological process (GO): telomere maintenance via telomerase; protein stabilization
Cellular component (GO): cytosol
Molecular function (GO): telomeric repeat DNA binding; Hsp90 protein binding
Source: RefSeq, a predicted model, not a curated record